AUUUAUUGUAACUAUUUAUUAAUUUCUUUUUUCAUCAACUGCUGCUUCUACACGACUACACGUCUGAAUUUGGAGAAGCCAGUGGAAACCAGUCUCUUUCUAGGGUUUAGAAAUCUAAUUCCCGGUCCCGAAAUCGAAUUCAUUCAUCUGGGUUGUUUCCCGCUCUGAGAUUCCAGCUCGCAAUUCCCUGCAAUGGCUGCUCCAGCUGGAGUCGACAACACGUUCAGGAAGAAGUUCGAUCGAGAAGAGUACUUAGAACGAGCUCGCGAGCGGGAAAAGCAGGAGGAUGAAGGGCGAUCGAAGUCUAAAUCCAAAGGUCCUCCUGUGCAGAGGAAGCCCCUAAAGCACAGAGAUUAUCAAGUUGACCUCGAAUCUCGACUGGGGAAGACUCAGGUUGUUACUCCAAUCGCACCUCUAAGCCAGCAGGCUGGAUACUACUGUUCGGUUUGUGAGUGUGUAGUGAAGGAUUCUGCUAACUAUUUGGACCAUAUCAAUGGAAAGAAACAUCAAAGGGCUUUGGGCAUGUCGAUGCGGGUGGAAAGAGCUUCCCUUGAACAGGUCCAAGAACGAUUCGAAAUGCUCAAGAAACGGAAGGAUCCCAGCACCUUCUCCGAACAAGAUCUCGAUGAACGACUCCUGAAACAGCAGCAAGAGGAGGAAGAACGGAAGAGACAGCGACGAGAGAGAAAGAAGGAGAAAAAGAAAGAGAAGGUGGCAGAAGAGCCAGAAGAUAUCGAUCCAGAUGUCGCGGCUAUGAUGGGAUUUGGUGGGUUUGGUACAUCCAAGAAAUAGAUGCAAAGUGCCUCUUGAAAGAAUUAAGUCUGUUUGGGUAAAAAUCUUCAGACGAAUGCUGUUCAUCAAAGAUAUAUGUUAGUUCUGCAGAGUAGCAUAGCUGAAGAGUUUUUUGUUGCCCACCCGAUUGCCUUACCAGUGAAAAAUUGUAAAACUUUCAAUGGUUUCCAACGUUGUAAAUCUUGAUGAUGCCAUUUCACGACUGUUCGCCCCUCUUUACUUCCGUUUCCUUUGGUUGAUGGGAUAAAAACAGAACAUAGAACAAGGGGUAUACAACGAUUUGGUUCGGACCAAACUGGAGUAGGUCGGUUUGAGUUAUAUCUUCUGGCGUUUCAGUUAUGAAAUUCUGAUCCAUGCAUAGAUUUGGUUCGAUUCGGGCAUAGACCGGUUUGAGUUCUGGACAAAUUGAACAAUUGCACUUCACAUCCUAUGCAGAAUGUAAAUAUGUAAUCAUUAUCGGAA
This is a messenger RNA of Linum tenue, 1254 nucleotides long. Lineage: Eukaryota; Viridiplantae; Streptophyta; Magnoliopsida; Malpighiales; Linaceae. The record is from the annotation of a GenBank genome assembly.